AUGAGCGAGUCCGAUGGAGACUUCCACCCCAUAGAGCUAGCUGCACACCUGCUUCUCCUGGGUCCUCUUGACAGUCUCAAUGAAAACUUUCUUCAGUUGCACAGGCUGCAGCACGUUUUGCUCACUCGCCUCAAGAUGAUAUCUGAAAGAUUGGAUAAGAUCGAAAGUGGUUAUGGGGAGGGAAUUGCUGGAAAUGACGUGACGGCGGCUCAGCAGCAGAUCAAGGCUGUGAAGAAUAAGCUUCAGGAAGCACAGAAACGGUUGCUGGUCGUUGAGAAGAGAGUGGGGUCCCUUGAAAGGUGA
Candidozyma duobushaemuli is the source of this 303-nucleotide messenger RNA. RefSeq lists its product as uncharacterized. The record is from RefSeq and is a predicted model, not a curated record. The transcript has a single exon. NCBI's taxonomy places the organism in Eukaryota, Fungi, Ascomycota, Pichiomycetes, Serinales, Metschnikowiaceae. Bases 1 to 303 code for a protein of 100 amino acids.